AUGGUAGAUCUGGAACAGACCAACCUAGAUGAAGAUGGUGCUUCUGCUUUAUUUGACAUGAUUGAGUAUUAUGAAUCAGCGACACAUCUCAACAUUUCCUUUAAUAAGCACAUUGGCACUCGGGGAUGGCAAGCUGCUGCACACAUGAUGCGCAAGACAAACUGUCUGCAGUACCUGGAUGCUCGCAAUACCCCUUUGCUGGACCAUUCGGCUCCAUUUGUGGCUCGAGCACUCCGCAUUAGUAGCAGCUUAACCGUCCUUCACCUUGAAAACACCAGCCUCUCUGGGAGACCGCUCAUGUUACUGGCCACUGCACUGAAGAUGAACAUAGUGUUACGGGAAUUGUACCUCGCUGACAACCGCCUGAACAGCCUGCAGGACUCUGCUCAGCUGGGAAAUGUAUUAAAGUUCAACAGCUGUAUACAGAUUCUGGACCUGCGGAACAAUCACAUCAUGGACUCAGGACUGGCUUAUAUCUGUGAGGGGCUGAAGGAGCAACGCCAGGGAUUGGUCACAUUGGUCCUCUGGAACAAUCAGCUAACGCAUGCUGGCAUGGUCUACAUGAGCAUGUGCUUGCCUCAUACUCAGACUUUGGAAACUUUGAAUCUUGGUCACAAUGCUAUUGGCAAUGAAGGUGUCCGACAUCUUAAGAAUGGUCUAAUUGGAAACCGAAGUGUCCUCCGGCUUGGCUUGGCAUCUGCUAAACUGACCUGCGAAGGUGCUGUGGCCGUAGCAGAAUUUGUGGCUGAAUCGCCACGGCUCCUGCGCCUUGAUCUUAGGGAGAAUGAGAUCAAGACUGGAGGCUUAAUGGCUCUCUCACUGGCUCUUCGUGUUAACCAGUCACUGCUUAGGUUGGAUCUGGACAGAGAACCGAAGAAAGAGACUGUGAAGAGCUUUAUUGAAACACAGAAAGCCCUGUUGGCUGAGAUUCAAAAUGGCUGCCGACGGAACUUUAUCUUGGCCAAAGAGAAGGAAGAGCGCCUCCAGCAGUCGGCGUCCAUGGCAGAGAUUGAAGAUUGUAGCACUGCCCCUGAGGAUACCACAACUAAUAAUUCAUCCAAAGAGGAUGAGGAAGAGAUCACGCCUGACCCAGACCCUCAGGGACCAGAUUCAGAUUCUGAUACAGAAGAUGAAUUGGAGGAGGAAAAGCCAGUAGCAGAGACAAAGCCUGUAGUGAACUCUGUUCAGAACCCUCCAGAGCAGGUGGCAGUGUCCAGUCCAGGUCGAGGUCACAAGAUCUUUUUGGUUACCCGUGUAGAGAAUCCAAACACAGCAGGAGGAGAGGAUUGA
This is a messenger RNA of Staurois parvus, 1290 nucleotides long. The record is from the annotation of a GenBank genome assembly. Lineage: Eukaryota; Metazoa; Chordata; Amphibia; Anura; Ranidae.